UUUUGAUGGAACAUUGGCUUUGCCAAUUAGGGGUUUAUUUUUUGUCAUGAAACAUAUACCAGGUAAGUAGUUGCCAACAUUGACUGGGUGGUCCAAGGACGUCAAAGCUGAGGUUUUUUCUUCAUGGUCAUAAGACGUCUACUGCAGCUCCAACAUCACGUCAUCAUUCCAGGCAGAGAGAAAAAACAAGCAACGAAGAGAAAAAGAUAUAGCCUGUAUUAGGAAAGCACAGCUUUCCCAAAAAUCCCCAAAAUACUGCCACUUGUGUCAUAUCAACUAUCCCCCUUUUAAGGAAGACUGGGAAAUGUAGUUUUUUCGUUGGACACAUUGACACUCUGAACAAAAUUAGGGUCUGUUAGUAACGAAAAUGAGGAGAGUGGGUAUUAACGAGUGGCAUCUGCCACACUGUUUUCCACUGUAUUAAAGGUGUUCUGUACUUGUUCUCUGUGUCUCUUCACUUGCAUCUCACAUAGUCCCGCUUUUUGUCAUUUUGCUCUACAUUCAGGGACAUUUCCUGAAUCCUAUUCUCCAGAUCAUUUUUGUUGUUAGCUAUUCACAUUCUGUUAUUAUCUUAUCCAUUCAGUUAUUUUUUAUGUCAGUAAUUAUAUUUUUAAUUUCUAAGAACUUUGUCUUUUGUCUUCUUGCAAUAGCCUCUCCAUGUCUCUGACUCUUGAAGUUUUGUUCUGCUUUCCAGAAUUACCUUUUGCUUCCUCUCUUUAUUUUGGUUCUUCUUUCUUGUGCUGUUGGUUUUUUCCCCAACAGUGAUGAUUCUUGGAAAGAAAUAUGUAUGUGUGAAGGAUUAGAUUGAUUCGUACGGAGAGUUAGCAUAGAUUUCCUCUGCAGUUCUUAUGACACCAUUAUUUUCAAAAAAUUCCAGUUUCUUGGUCACUUCCAUAGGUCUGAAGACAAAUGCCACCAACUAUUUUAUAGCUAAAGGCCAAAGUGAAGCUGCAGAUGAAGGAUAAUUCAUUUACUCCUUCAUUUAGUCAUUCUUUCAACACACGAAUGUUUGCUACGUGCCAGGCACUGGGCUGGGUCUCAGAGACGCACAGGUGGAUUGGUGGGUUAUGGAACAAUCAGCUAGAAUAGGAAAUACAGGAAGAAAGAGAGGAGGAUGAUAACCAAACAGAGCUAAAUCCUGUCUUUAACAUUGUAGACUUGAUGAGUUUUUGCUUCCAGUAGGGCAUCUAAAUGGAGACAUGUCCAGUGCAUGGCUGGAUAUAGAAGUCUGAAGCUCCAGUGUUCUGGGCUAGAGAUGUACAUUUUGGAGUCAAGAGUGUAAAGGAGAUCUGUCAUAACCUAGGAGUUUGCUACAUUUAUCUGAAACAGUUCAAAAAGGCACAAGAGCAGCUGCACAAUGCCCUACAUCUUAACAGGCAUGAUUUGACUUACAUAAUGCUGGGGAAGAUCCACCUGCUGGAGGGAGACUUGGACAAGGCCAUUGAAAUCUACAAGAAAGCAGUGGAGUUCUCACCAGAGAAUACAGAACUUCUUACGACUUUGGGAUUACUCUACUUACAGCUCGGCAUUUACCAGAAGGCAUUCGAACAUCUUGGAAAUGCACUGACCUAUGACCCUACCAACUACAAGGCCAUUUUGGCAGCAGGCAGCAUGAUGCAGACCCACGGGGACUUUGAUGUUGCCCUCACCAAGUACAGAGUUGUAGCUUGUGCCGUUCCAGAAAGUCCUCCACUCUGGAACAACAUCGGAAUGUGUUUCUUUGGCAAGAAGAAAUAUGUGGCAGCUAUCAGCUGCCUGAAACGAGCCAACUACUUGGCACCCUUUGAUUGGAAGAUUCUGUAUAACUUGGGCCUUGUCCACUUGACAAUGCAGCAGUAUGCGUCAGCUUUCCAUUUCCUCAGCGCGGCCAUCAACUUCCAGCCAAAGAUGGGGGAGCUCUACAUGCUUUUGGCUGUGGCUCUGACCAAUCUGGAAGACCCAGAGAACGCCAAGAGAGCCUACGAGGAAGCCGUCCGCCUGGAUAAGUGUAACCCGUUAGUAAACCUCAACUAUGCUGUGCUGCUGUACAACCAGGGCGAGAAGCAGGGUGCCCUGGCUCAGUAUCAGGAGAUGGAGAAGAAGGUCCACCUGCUGCAGGACAGCAGCUCUCUGGAAUUUGACGCCGAGAUGGUGGACAUGGCCCAGAAGCUGGGAGCUGCCCUCCAGGUCGGGGAGGCACUGGUCUGGACGAAACCAGUUAAAGACACCAAGUCAAAGCACCGGACCACUUCAACUAGCAAAGCUGCCAGUCUCCAGCAGCCUCUGGGCUCUAAUCAAGCCCUAGGACAGGCAAUGUCUUCAGCAGCUGCAUACGGGAAGCUCCCCUCAGGUGCUGGAGGAACAUCCCAUCUCACAAAGCCACCAUCUCUGCCUCUGGAGCCACAGCCCACUGUGGAAGCACAUCCAAAUGAAGCAUCUGCACAAAUAAGAGAAAAAUAGGAGUAGGAUGACCCCGGACUAUAGGUUUCUCUGGUGAGGAUGUAGCAGAUUAGGAAAGGUCACGCGACACAGGCAGCACGGACACCAGUGUGUUCCCUGGGCACCAAGGACCGCAGGAUGUGUUGUGAUGACCCCAAGGAGCCUGAGGCCUAGCAGCUUCUCAUCAGCCCCGUCAGCCGGGACCAAAGAGCAGGGCUCACGGCUCUGUGUUUGUAGCUUCAAGAGCCAGCAGGGCACGUGAUGCUGUUUGCUUCUGAAAUGACUGUCAUCUCCUGGAUGACUUCCUCCUUCCUUUGCGGAAGGAAAGUCUGAGACAGACCUCUACUCAUUAGCUCUGUUAUGAUGAAGCCUUGGCUUAGCUGAGAUGGUCUUCAGACUGGGGGGCAUGGCAGCCUCCAAAGUAAACAAAUCUUGGAUUAAUAAUCCAGCUCUAACACUCUAAAUUUAAGGGGAAAAAUGAUGAAAAAAACCUCUGUAUAUUGAGGUUGAAUAUUCCAGCUAUGCUUGUCCAGGGGAAUCCAGAACAAGGCCCUGUGGCUUGUUCUUGAGUGAGGUCAGAGUGUGGAGUCAGAUCAUGUCACUGUGAUAAGUAGGAGUGAAGGGCUGGUCUGGUAUCAGCACCAGCGAUUAAAAGGAAAAGAAGAGCUUCUUAACUAAUUUUUAUUUAAGACCAUCAAUGAUACUACUGGCCAGAUGCUAUCAAUUCAUUAUAUGUCCUUUUUAGAAUAAAGAUUAUGUAUCAUCAUCCCUUUGGGAAAAGUUGUUAACUUAGGUAUAAAAAUAAGAGAUCACAAUAAAAACUUCUUAAAAGAA
Prionailurus viverrinus (fishing cat) is the source of this 3252-nucleotide messenger RNA. RefSeq names its product Bardet-Biedl syndrome 4 (gene BBS4). The coding region runs from base 1396 to 2439 and encodes 347 amino acids. The transcript has 11 exons. Gene Ontology annotation, cellular component: ciliary basal body. Gene Ontology annotation, molecular function: protein binding. Gene Ontology annotation, biological process: cilium assembly; protein localization to cilium. The record is from RefSeq and is a predicted model, not a curated record. Lineage: Eukaryota; Metazoa; Chordata; Mammalia; Carnivora; Felidae.